AUGGCUUGUUUUGCAGCACGAACAUUUGGAUGUUUGGGCUUUGAGAUCCAAAAGAAGCCAGCUAAGCUUCCCACUCUUAAGCUCAACUCUUUGUUGGCUAGAGGUUUAUCGCAGAAGUUUAUUAACGUAGGAAUUGUCCUCCGUGCCAAUGAUGGUAGCUCCUUUAGGAUUAGGUCCCUGGCUGGUGUCGUGGGUCUACUUGAGCAUGGUAAUCCCAACACCACCUGUAUGGCUUAUUGCCCUGAGCUUCAUCGCACCGAGAAGCUUGUUACCGUCGGUCGUGGAACAACGUCCAUUGUUAUGGCCCUAUUAUUCUUGGUCUACCUUGGCUACCUUAUUAGACAGAUCGCUUUGGACAUUCCACUUCUCAGAAUCUCGACAGAAAACUUACCAAAUAUUUACCCUGCUCCUGAUAUUGAAAUCUGCGCUCAGAAUACUACUGUGAGAAUCGUCCGGUGCGAUAUUACUCACGCCGAUUGGACUGUCAAGCCUCUAGAAAAUUGUUAUGACAAGAUCAGAAUAGGUACAACCCAGUUAAUGGGUUCGUCCUUCUGUAACCUCUUUGAGGCAAACGGCACCUUAAAUUACUGGAUCAGCCAGGAUGUUCCACCAAAUAACGACGUUAUCAGACGUAUCGAUAUCUACUGGCGUGUGGACAGUGUUGUAAACGCCACGGCCGCCUCACUCUCGGUCCCGGCCUUGAGCAUUCAAUUAUAUUCACCAUCGUUUAACAGAUGGACUAUUGAUCCAACAAAACUUAUUCCGCAACAGGUCCAGCCAUUCGCUGAUAUGGUUUUAGGAGCUUACAGAGCCACUUCAUACAUGAACACCACAAGCGCCCUUUUCUUUGUUCCAGGCAAAUACAAAGCCAUCAUGCCCAAUGAUCCCGCAUCAAUUAUCGGAUUUGAUCCCAAAUUUAAAGAUAUCAUUACACUAGCGACAAACCAGAACAAUUGGCCUUUACAUGAUAAUCCAUUUCUCGCCAAUGAUACUUAUCACGGAUUCUUUACUGUGCAGCCCUCGCAUGCAUCAAUGGAAGUCAGAACAGAGCAGAGACAGCACACUGCCUUGGCUGGAAUUGCCCUUGCUGGUGGUGCUUAUGGCGUACUCACAACAAUAUAUAUCCUCUUUUUCGGUAUGACACGCUUGACGCCUUGGGGACUUGUUCACCACAUCCCUGUCAUGAUGAGCCGCGGAAAAGAGCGAAUCCGACGUAAAUCACAUCCCGCUGACGAAGAGCACCAAUUGUAUGAAAAUGACAUGAAAUCCCACUUACCAUGGUUCAUGAGAAAGCAUCUCUUCAAAGACUCGGACAGCUCUUCAGACGAGUCUCAAGAUGACAUUGAACUCAAAAACCAAUCGAGUCAUAUCGAAACAACUCACCCACACCACACCAUAAAGGAUAGCGAUUCCGAGCAAUUUUUAUUAAACAGCAAUAGCCACAAUGUUGAAUCUCGUGAAAGAGACAUAGGAGCAUUCAGCAUGGCGGGUAGUGUAGUAAUUCCACUAUCCGACAAGGACAAUGACAUUGACAGAAGCAACUAUAACCACAAGGUCGAGGAAUUAAAUGAACACUGGCAGCAAAGGUGUCAAGAACUCGACUAUCGUGUUGAAGAACUGGAGAUGAUUUUAAGCGAAUACUUUUUGAAUACCGAGUACUUGGACCAAAUCCGCCAGAAGAACCGAGCAAACACAAAUAAUGCCAGGAAAAGGAGCUCUGUGGCUGGUUGGAAUUCAGGUGGAACAAGACUGACAGGUCGGGACCAUAUGUCAGGGCAACCGGAAUUGCGAGCAUUUCACAAGCCAUCUGAAAGCACAGAAGGUAUUGCUGAGUGGACAAGUGACGGUAUUGCACCCGUACGAACGCACACAGUAACAUCUUUGAACCAAACGAACAAGGAUUAA
Phycomyces blakesleeanus NRRL 1555(-) is the source of this 1905-nucleotide messenger RNA. RefSeq lists its product as hypothetical. NCBI's taxonomy places the organism in Eukaryota, Fungi, Mucoromycota, Mucoromycetes, Mucorales, Phycomycetaceae. The record is from RefSeq and is a predicted model, not a curated record. The transcript is spliced from 9 exons. The coding region runs from base 1 to 1905 and encodes 634 amino acids.